Molecule: messenger RNA, 2531 nt
Organism: Dreissena polymorpha
Lineage: Eukaryota; Metazoa; Mollusca; Bivalvia; Myida; Dreissenidae
Product: ciliated left-right organizer metallopeptidase-like
Exons: 1
Coding region: 146-1819 (557 amino acids)
Biological process (GO): cell adhesion; proteolysis
Cellular component (GO): cytoplasm; membrane
Molecular function (GO): metalloendopeptidase activity
Source: RefSeq, a predicted model, not a curated record
UGAAUAUGUAUUCCAGAUAUAAAACGCUGCUCGGCUGUUCAGUGAUUCAGGAGCAUUUUCUGUGUAGAACUAUGUGUGAUUGAACGUUUUAGUCGGAUUUAUUUAAUGUAAAGCUUUAUGUGCCUACUUUAAUGAUUGAUUUAAAAUGGUACAGCUAGCCCGUUUGUGUAGCUAUUUAUUAAAAUUACUUAUAUUUAGCUCCUUAGUGAACAAUUUUGAAUGGGUGCCAAGUUAUGUUGCAGGUGUGCAGAAUGUGUAUAAACCUAUUCGAAUUCACCCCUAUUACUCAAAUCUUAAUUAUGAGUUAAAUGAUUCUGAAGCAGAUAUUCUAAAAAAUAGUGUUGAUAACAUUAUUUUGUAUCUAAAACAACUUUUAUUGGUUUUCCCAAAUAAAAGUCCAUUGCUGCUGGGAAGAGAUGCUUGUAAAAGUUCUUGGACAAAUGGAAGAAAUAAGGGAAAGUGUUCUCAAAUCAAGAAGGAUUAUUCAGGUGAAAUUUGUGAUGAUAACUUCCUUAUUCCAGAUAAGCAUUUGGAAGCAUUUUAUACUUGGACUCAUGAACCCUUGCCCGACAAGACAUGGUACACAGAUGGUGUUGGGAUUUCUAAUGCAGAUUAUAUUCUGUAUAUUCAAGCAAUGUCAACGAAUCCUUGUCUUACAAAUGUUCAUAGAACAAAUGUCAACCGAGUGACAGCCUAUGCAUCAUACUGCAAAUUGGGUGAAAUGGACAGACCUGUUGCUGGAUACGUCAAUUUUUGUCCUUCUGAAUUUCGAGAAUCAAAAAAUGACCAAAAGAGAUUAAGACUCACAGUUUUGCAUGAAAUAUUUCAUGCGUUAGGCUUUUCAAAAGAUUUGUUUUUAAGGUAUCGUGAUUGUUCUAUGACAUCUGAAUCUAAUGAAAAUUGUGCUGUGUGGGGAUAUCCUAUAUUACGUCAGCAUGGAGCAAAUUACCUGCUUCUUACACCCACAGUUGUGAAAGCCAUGCAGGACCAUUUUACGUGUAACAAGACUGAAUUUGGGGCCCCACUCAUGACAAUAAAUGGAGUCCUUCAGUCUCACUGGGAUUCUAACAUUUUGCAUGGAUCUAUUAUGUCGCACACUUUAGAAAACCCUGAACAUAUUUUUGUGGAUCCAGUGACGUUGGCAGCAAUGCAAGACACUGGCUGGUACAAAGUAAAUUUCUCAUACACAGAUUCUUAUCCUUAUGCAAAAGGAUCCGGAUGUGAUUAUGUGACUGGGACAACAGAACAUUCUUCACAGUCCUGUUCAUUUCCACAUGUUAGAAGUACUUGUGAUUCUUGGUACUCAACAAAGAUUAUUAAUUGUACAAUCUCUGCAGAAAAUAACCCGAGUGUGAUCUGUGAUAGCGGUACAAGUGAUAGAACGGAAAUUACACGCUGUCUUCAGGAAGUCACGUCAAUGUCAUCAUAUGGAAAGUGUUAUACUGUCCAGUGCUUAGGGCAAAAUCAGGUCUGGGUGAAAGUUAGCGAGAAUAAUUGGCUGCUAUGUCCAGAGAAAGGGGUCAUUGAACUGAAAUAUGCCGAUGUUAAAAUUCACUGCCCUAGAAAUGUUCACUUGUUUUGCUACAAACGUGGACCACAACUGUAUUUGGAGGAUCUUGUGAGCUUACAGACAACCACCACCACUCCAUCUUCACGUGUUGUAACCCACGACUUGAAAAAUAUGUACAGUUUUACAAGUGGCAUAGGCCGUGCUGACGAUAUCUUUGGCAAUAAUUCUAGAUCAGGGUUUCAUCAUGUGUAUGGUUUUGACUUCACACUGAUGUGUUUCACAAUCAUUAGUUGGAAUAUUAACCUCUAAUGAGUAGUCAUUGUUGAUAGCUGGCAUAAUUAUUUUAUUUGAAGUGGAUACAUAGACUUAACAUAAUUCAUUAGACCAUUUUAUUUUUAAUUCACAAAGUUAUGGAAUAUGUUAAUAAAAUAAAUCCAUAUAUGAAAUCAGACAUUACUUUUUUAUACUUUUCUCAUACUGUUGGUCUGUUUUAUAUUAAAUGUGCGCUGCUGAUGUCCAUAUGAUUUUUAAUAACCUAAACAAUAUGAUUUCUUAUAACCUAAGAUUCUUGACUUGUUGGAACAAUGUCUCAUGUAAACACCCUUCACAACAUGCUUCUUAAACCCCCAAGUGAUCAUUCUGUAUUCAAUGAAUCUCAUAAUUGAGUUUAUAAAGACAUCACAGAGUUGUAAAUGUGAUUAGUGGUGCCAGGAAAGUCCUGCAACGAGGAAUGAGUUUACAGUAAAUAUUUGCCAAUGAAAUGUCUUCAAAUUCAUACUAUUAAAGGUAUUGACUUUUGUAUGUAUAUUUUAAGUAAAUCUUUAUGUUAUAAUCACCUAUUACUGUAAGAUUAUACUAGGAGCUACCAACAGCCUUUUCAAUACUUUGGUUUUACAGAAUAUCAAUAACAAAUAUUUAUCCAGGAGACCUUAGUUACAUGUACAUGUUAAUUGCUUUGUCUGAAAGUUUUUCCAAUGAGAUAACCAGUCGCACAUUUUUUUUUUUGGCAUAAAGAUUUCCU